CACUCACCAGCGCCAUUUACAAACGAAUUCUCUUCACACACCAAAUCGUCGGUCAUGUCUGAUAGGAAGGCUGAAUUAGAGAGGAAAAAAGCUAAACUUUUAGCUUUGCGCGAGGAAAAAAAGAAAAGGGAGGAGGGCAAAAAACCUGAUACAGAUGCUAUCGAUAAACAUCAAACAGCAGAUGAUUUGUUGAAAGGUCUGGGUUUACCUGCUGUGUCAUCUACAUCAAGCUUGAAUUUACGCGAAUUGGAGUCACCGUCUAGUACCAUAAGUGAUGGCCUUCCUAGUCGUGUUCCAAAAAAGCGAAAGAAUCUACAAACUUCUGAAAUUUUUGAAGUUGUAAUAACAUCGGAAGUAAUAGCUUACGACAAGGAAACACAAACAGUGGAAGAACCUGAGGAACGAGAAACAGAUCGUUCAACUGACUAUUAUGUUUUGACAUACGAUGAAAGUAGCCGUGAUGACGUCGAUGCAAAGGCAGCAUUGGCUGAACUUGAAAAAAUGCCACAUAUUGGUGUCUCAAAAGUUGGACAAACUGGUGUUGGUGCUGGUGGCAUAUUAGACAAAGUCGAUGGAAUCCGUACAGUCGGUGAAUUAGGCGAUGAAGCUGCAUUGAAUGAUUCUCAACACACUGAAGUGAAUACAUUAACAGAAGAGGAGAAAUCUCGGAUUAUGUCAUCUGAGUCGUUCUUACGCUUCUUCCAGCGUUCUUCACGUAUUGUCGAACGAGUGUUAUCGCGUAAUGAAGAUCUUUUUGAAGAGUAUACCGGUGAAGAUCACGAGGCGAAAGAAUCUGAUGAAUUGAUCACUGUGUCACUAGAGUUUUUCGAUGACCGAUGGUCUAAAAAUCGUAAAGUCACCGAUUUGGAUUGGUCGACCAUAUUCCCCGAGCUAUGUCUUGCAGCGUAUAAUUCCAAUGAACAAAAUGCUCAUGAACCAGAAGGUGUAUGUCUCGUGUGGAAUAUCAAGUAUCCAAAGCUAAAGACUCCAGAGCAUAUAUUCCAUUGUCAAUCAGCUGUCACUUCAGCUAGUUUAUCACGGUUUCAUCCAAAUAUUGUUGUGGCUGGAACGUAUUCUGGACAGAUUGUCUUAUGGGAUAGUCGGGUUAUGAAACGUACGCCAGUUCAACGCAGUCCACUAACAUCAUGGGCGCAUACACACCCGGUUUUCGCAAUCACCUUAGUCGGUACACAAAAUGCGCAUAAUAUCAUAAGCCUUGGAACAGAUGGAUCAUUAUGUGCAUGGAGUUUAGAAAUGUUAUCACAACCGAGAGAGAAAACUAAAGUAUGCGAAAUGUCUUCCGGGGGAUUAUUCGAUGUUUAUCCCACGUGUAUGUCUUUCUUUGCUAACGAUGUGAACAAUUAUGCCGUUGGUGCUGAAAAUGGUAAUGCUUAUUGUGGACAACGGCAUAGUAGUCGAACUGGAGCUGCUGAUGAAUCUUCACGUCAUGUAACCUAUAAAGGUCAUAAGGCACCACUGACAGCCAUAUCUACUCAUCCUAGUCCAGGGGCUUUUAGUUUCUCCUCCUUUUUCCUUACCGCAUCGUUUGAUUGGACUGUACGCUUAUGGUCUACUCGGGAAAAUAAGCCGAUCUACACAUUUGACGACUAUUCCGAUUAUGUUUACGAUGUGUCUUGGAGUCCUGUACAUCCAGCCGUGUUUGCUACUGGAGAUGGUACUGGAUAUAUAAGUGUGUGGAAUGUGAAUCAAGAGCCUGAAGUCCCUGUUGCUCGUCGUAUGCUAAUGUCAUCGAGCAAUAUAGGUGUUCCGCCAACAUCGCUAACCUCCUCCUCAUCAUCAAUAUCAGCCUCUGAUGUAGUCGCAAUAAAUAAAUGUCGUUGGCACACGUCUGGUUCGUAUUUAGCUGCUGGCGACGAUAUUGGUCGUGUAAGUAUAUGCAAUGUUCACGAGAGUCUUUCACAACCGACUACUGAUGAUUGGCCGACAUUUGCGCAUGUUUUAGCCGAUUUUAAACAUUAUGAAAUGGAACUGGAUAUCGACUCAGAAACACAACAACCGCAACAACCACAACAUUUCUAAAUAAAUAAAUAAAACACAAAAAUCUCUCUCCCUUAUCUCUCAUUCAUUCACAGUUGACUUCUCCUCUCAGAUAAACUGUUAUUAUUAUUAUUUUAAUUUUUUCUCUGCGGAAAACACAAUGUCUCUGAUAUAUAUUUUAAUUUCUAUGGUUAUUGUAAUUUAAUAAAUGGGGCUGCGUUUUUUUAUAUUAUUAUCAUUAUUAUACUGGUACAGGUAUUGUUACAAAAAUGCAUCCUACUACUACUACUACUUCAACUGUGCUGUUUAUUUUAUUUUUAUUUUGACUUUUUUUUAUUUCACUUUGAAGGGGUCUUUUUUUUUUUAAACAAUGUGUGUUAUACUACUUCACUACUUUAUUUCGCAUGGAGACCACCGACAGAGACACGGAGAGUGACGGGUGAUAUUUCUUUAAUAUAUUUUCAUUUCUUUGUUGCACACUUUUUCUAGAUAUCAGUUUUAUAUAAAUAAAUUUUAAAAAACAACUUUGAUUGGGAAUACUUAUAAUAAUAAUAAUAGUUUAUGAUUUUGAUGACAAGGGCUGGACAACAGAUCGUUUAUCUUAAGGAAAUCAACACAUGUUAUUUAUCGAUUUUCAUGGACAUUAUUUAUUGAUUAUUGUUAGCAGACAAACACAGUCUUCUGAUUGGUUGUUUCUCUUUGUGACUGUUUCUUGAAGGUCAGAUCAUCUGCUAUCUGCAAAUUGUAUCCGCCUACGCAAACAAAGUGUGCUGUGAUUGGUUGUUGGUUGAGUCAGUCAGUCUUUGUUCUUGUUUUCUCAUUACCAAUAUUGCGGACGUAAACAUUGAUGUAAGUUACUGUCUACCAAUUUACGGCUAGCGGAGACAGCUCUCACCACACUACUACUUACACGAAGAGAAAAAAUACGUCGACUGUCGAUAUUGGUCUAUGGAAGAUAUUAAUUUAUCCAGUGUAAAAAUGUUAAAAAAGCCCAAUAAAUUUGGUCCCAUUUUCGCUGAUUUCUUUCUAAUUCUCAUUUUAUUGCCGGUAUACAUGGAUGACACCUUCAUUCCUUGUCAUAAUGAUUCGGAUAGCAGAGUACAAUGAAGUACAUUCGGCUAUGAAAUUCACAUGCAAAGAGGAAUCCCAAAACAGAAUGGAUUGUCUUCCACGAUGUCCUCCUUUCACAAGAAAACUAGAUGGUAACAUAAAAAGAAAUUUGCACAGACAAAAGUACAUGGACAGCAGGAUAAUAUACACACAUUUUCACAGCUUCGUUCCUCUCAAGUACAAAAGAAAUUUAGUGAAGACCCUCAAUCGGCCACAGAGUUAGUUAGAGCUAUAUGCUCAGAA
Molecule: messenger RNA, 3351 nt
Organism: Trichobilharzia szidati
Lineage: Eukaryota; Metazoa; Platyhelminthes; Trematoda; Strigeidida; Schistosomatidae
Source: the annotation of a GenBank genome assembly